Messenger RNA from Lecanosticta acicola, 602 nucleotides. The record is from the annotation of a GenBank genome assembly. Lineage: Eukaryota; Fungi; Ascomycota; Dothideomycetes; Mycosphaerellales; Mycosphaerellaceae.
AUGGAGACCGUAGAGCUGCCCCAUAUGGAGCAGCAUCCUCUCCAUCUCUGCCUCUUUCGGGACCUCCACAACGCGCCGUUCCUGCGUCAGCAGCUCUUGCAAGGCAAUACCGAUUUCCAGUACGCUUUUCUGGAUGCCUCAGUGCUGCUGUCGCGGAACCACGUCUUCUCCGCCUGCUUCCGUGCCAUCAACGACAUGAUCAACCAUCGCAUGAAGAGCCGAAACGUUCAUUCGGAGAUUGUGUUCGCCAUGUCACCCAAUAACAACGUGAGUGACUCGGAAAGGUAAGCUCAAGAUGUCUUUUGCUGAUGUUUCCCCUGCAGAUCGCGGAAUCUUUCCGACGCUUUGGGAUCCAAGAUGACAGCAAGAACAUCGUUGCAGUCAAGGUCGGGUCAGAUCGCGAGACUGUCGAGAAGCAUCUCUUCGCAAACGUCCAGGGCAAUGCAUCUCAGCUGGACGAUGAGACCCUCGCGUCUCUGCACGAUGCCGGGAGAUUGAGAAAGAUCUACCGACUGGAUGCCCCGAAGAAAGGCGAGGCCUUGGUACUUGGCAACGAGGCGGAGGCAUUUACUAUCGGCACCAUGUCAUUGAAAGGAUCAUAA